Molecule: messenger RNA, 975 nt
Organism: Chelonus insularis
Lineage: Eukaryota; Metazoa; Arthropoda; Insecta; Hymenoptera; Braconidae
Exons: 3
Coding region: 1-975 (324 amino acids)
Source: RefSeq, a predicted model, not a curated record
AUGUUAAAUUCCAGUUCAGAUCCCAUUAAAUCUGCAUUGGCUGCUGCACGAAAGACUGUUCGCGAUGCUGGUGGAAGGAAAAAAAAUCAAAGUUCCACGUAUUAUACUAAUGCCGCCGAAAGUGGGAGUGAUCUUCCAAAAUCUUCACCGUGGAAAAAUGAAUCAGCAAUUAUUAAUCUCGAUGAUAAGACUGGACCUGGAACUCAUUGGGUGGCAUAUAAAAAACGUGAUUAUCCUCGCAUAAUUGUUAAGGCCAAACAUGAAUUAAUACUUACUCGUUUAAAUACCGAUCUUAAUGCAAUUGUACAAGCUACAGCGGAACCUGAAGAGACGAUCACGCUUAUAAAAAUUGAAUGGAUCAUUCCUUAUGUCACUGUUGCAGACAUAAAAAAAGUAGAAUUGUUAAGUUACAUUGCAAAAGAUCCACCGAUUCCAUUGAGUUUCAUAUCAUGGGAAUUAUAUGAAUAUCCAAUGCUGCCGAACACAACCAAACACGUAUGGGUCGUGAAAACAUCAACUCAAUUGGAAAAGCCCCACUAUGUUAUAUUAGGAUUUCAAACUGCACGCAAAAAUGAUGCUACAAUAGAUGCAAGUCAUUUCGAUCAUUGUUAUUUAAGGGAUGUAAACCUUUUCCUCAAUUCACAAUGCUAUCCAUAUGGGAACAUGAAUCUUGACAUAAGUCACAAUCAAUUAGCCUUAUUAUAUGAUAUGUAUAGAGAUUUGCGAACAUCAUAUUAUGAUAAAGAAGUAGAACCUCUACUCACGAAAAAAAAAAAAUUUAUAGAUAUAGCACCACUCGUUGUAAUCGAUUGUUCUAAACAAAACGAAUCCAUAAAAUCAGGACCAGUUGAUGUUUCAUUGGAGUUCGAAUUAUCGAAAGCUUUUCCUGCUAACACAUCAGCCUAUUAUUUGAUCUCACAUGAUCGAAUAAUAGAGUAUAAACCUUUAAGUGCGCAAAUGAGAAAAUUAACAUAA